AUGCCACCUCUGCCAGGGUUCUCAGACAACCCCUUCCGCACCCGCGCCGACCUCGUGCGCGCUGCGACAGCUUUGAUACGACCGUUGAAGCAGUAUAAGUCCACCCAUAAGGCGCGGAUUAAGCUCGCGACCAACACGGCCGCGGGCUUCGAUGAGGUUGCGGCGCAGUUGGAAGGGUUCGCGAGACCGUUAUGGGUUGUCGCAGAUCUCUUGAAUGAUGUCGAAAGCGGCGGCGGUGGUGAGCUCUUCGCGGGCUUGGACUUGGAGUCUUGGGCUCGGGGGAUUUUGGCGGGGACGGAUCCGAAUUCUGAGGAGUAUUGGGGUGACGUGGACGAUAUCGACCAGCGGAUGGUGGAGAUGGAGUCUAUUGCCUUUGCGAUGCUCGCUGCGCCUGGGCCCCUCCUUUCUGCAUGUGACGAUGAGGAGAAGAAGGAGAGACUCAGGGUUUGGCUGAGGCAGAUUAAUGGGAAGAGAAUGCCGCAGAAUAAUUGGCUUUGGUUCCGGGUGUUUGUCAACCUGGCGUUGAUUUGA
Molecule: messenger RNA, 531 nt
Organism: Colletotrichum fioriniae
Lineage: Eukaryota; Fungi; Ascomycota; Sordariomycetes; Glomerellales; Glomerellaceae
Source: RefSeq, a predicted model, not a curated record